This is a messenger RNA of Zygosaccharomyces rouxii, 384 nucleotides long. RefSeq names its product 60S ribosomal protein uL24. The transcript is spliced from 2 exons. Gene Ontology annotation, molecular function: RNA binding; structural constituent of ribosome. Gene Ontology annotation, cellular component: cytosolic large ribosomal subunit. NCBI's taxonomy places the organism in Eukaryota, Fungi, Ascomycota, Saccharomycetes, Saccharomycetales, Saccharomycetaceae. Bases 1 to 384 code for a protein of 127 amino acids. Gene Ontology annotation, biological process: cytoplasmic translation; ribosomal large subunit biogenesis. The record is from RefSeq and is a predicted model, not a curated record.
AUGGCUAAGCAAUCUCUAGACGUUUCUUUCGACAGAAGCAAGGCCAGAAAGGCUCACUUCUCUGCACCAUCCUCUGAAAGACGUGUGCUUCUAUCUGCUCCUCUAUCUAAGGAAUUGAGAGCUCAAUACGGUGUCAGAGCUUUGCCAAUCAGAAGAGAGGACGAAGUUCAAGUUACUCGUGGUUCCAAGAAGGGCCAAGAAGGUAAGGUUUCUAGCGUCUACAGAUUGAAAUUUGCCGUCCAAGUUGACAAGGUCACUAAGGAAAAGGCUAACGGUGCCUCUGUCCCAUUGAACCUACACCCAUCUAAGGUUGUUAUCACUAAAUUACACUUGGACAAGGACAGAAAGGCUUUGAUCCAGAGAAGAGGUGGUAAGUUGGAAUAA